AUGGUGAAUGGGGCUGAUUGUGUAGGGGUAAUAGCACAGGAGAGGGGGUGUAUGGAGACGUUAUUGGGGAGUUCUGAGUCUGUAUUGACGAUGGUCAUGGCGACAGGGAAGUUUAUAAAUGAUAGAGGUGAUCCUGAUGCUUGUGAUCUGAAUUCAGGGACUCAGUAUGCGAUUCUUGGAAUUGUAGGAAAUCCGAUAAUUAUUGGGUUGUGAAUCCCUGAUGUGUGAGAGGAAGAUGAUUUACAGAUCCUGGCAGAUUCUAUGACUGCUCUUGCUAGACAACUUCAGUUACCUGAGGAAGCUGUAGGAGGAGUAUAUAUUCCAAGCAAAAACCCUGUCACUGUGUCAGGAGGACACAUUGUUGGAUUUGUCGGUUUUGGACUCAUCGGAGUUCUAUGCAUUCUCGGGCUCUUUGUAGAAUACACAUCUUUCAUGGGCCAAGCUCCCCACAUUGAUGAGCCUCUCUCAGACGCUAACAAAGACAAGAUGCUUGUUGCAUCAAAAUCUAUACCUGGGAAGCUCUUCUUAGCAUUUUCUCCUUCAAGAAAUUUGAAGAAGAUGUUCUAUACCCCUCAAAGAAAAGAUGAUUACUUAUCAGCUCUGAAUGGAAUUAGAGUUAUCAGUAUGUAUCUUGUAAUUUUAGGCCAUACUAAUGCAUUAAUGAUUGCAGGAGGAGUUAUUAAUAUUGUCGGCGUUCAAGGAUUUGUCAACUCGUGGUGGGCUAUCAUUAUUGGCAUCGGGUUUUAUUCAGUAGAUGUCUUCUUCUUCGUCUCUGCUUUCCUAGCCACGUAUUUAAUGAUUGGCAAGUUUCAUGGUAAAAGGUUCUUCAAUAUUCCAAUGGUGUAUCUCCAUAGACUAAUCAGGGUAGUCCCAACUUUGCUGCUGUUAUAUGCGAUGUUCUUCACAUUCUUCCAGUUCCUAGGGUCAGGACCUCUCUGGAAGCCAUACACAGAUGAUGCCAUUGAAAACUGUCAACGUGGCUGGUGGCAGCCAAUAUUAUUUAUUUCUUCAUGGUAUACUAAAGGCAACUGUUUUGGACAACUUUGGUAUCUGUCAAACGAAAUGACUUACUUCUUGUUUGUCCCAUUCAUUGUCUUGGCUUAUUUGAAUUCCAAACUAAUUGGAUACGCCUUGAUCACAUUUUUCAAUAUUGCCGGAAUUGUGUUGCCAUUUACUUUUUCUCAUAUAAGAGGACACACGAUUACAAUUCUGAAGGACCCUGCAGUACUCUAUAUUCAGGAGCUGUACAACUAUCCGUACACAAGGACUGGAGCAUACAGUGUUGGAGUGCUUUUCGGAGUUCUAUACUUCGAAUGGAACAAAUCGAGAACAGAUCCCACUUAUCGGUAUUCCGUCGGGGCCAGAUUCUAUAACUUGUUCAAGGCCAACACUCCAUUGUGUGUUGCAGCAUUUGUACUUUCUUCUGCACUCAUGCUCUUCUUUAUUCUGUUCCCUAGUGUUGAGUUAUUGGAACCAGAGGAGAGGAAGAUCAGCCAGAUCCCUAGUGACUUCUUCAAUGGUUUCCAUAGAUCUACUUUCGUUGCUGCUCUUGGAUUCUUUCUAGCUCCAAUGUUUGUCGGAAGACUCACUCUGAUCAAGAAUAUAUUUGGAGGCAAACUAUGGGCACCCUGGGCUAAAGUUACCUUUAUGUCAUACUUAGUUCAUAUAAAUGUACUUGGAUGGUUCUUUAUGCAAUCUAAAGGCUCAUUAUACUUUGAUGGUCCAUCUCAGAUCUUUUAUUCAUUGGCAACAUUCUUGGUUACAGUGCUCAUCAGUGUCCCAAUAUCUUUGGUAAUUGAGUCACCAAUCUUACAACUGGAAAGACUUGUGUUGUUCCCACCCAGACAGAAGGCAGAGCCUGAGAAGGGUAAAAAUACAUUGUUAGAGAAGGCAACUCUUAUCAACAAAUCAGACAUCUCCAAGAAUACAGAUGAUAUGUAAUUUGUCGAAAAUCUUAUUCUCA
This is a messenger RNA of Moneuplotes crassus, 1963 nucleotides long. Lineage: Eukaryota; Ciliophora; Spirotrichea; Euplotida; Euplotidae. The record is from the annotation of a GenBank genome assembly.